Messenger RNA from Chelmon rostratus (copperband butterflyfish), 3211 nucleotides. RefSeq names its product phosphoinositide-3-kinase, regulatory subunit 3b (gamma) (gene pik3r3b). Bases 298 to 2520 code for a protein of 740 amino acids. The transcript has 16 exons. Gene Ontology annotation, cellular component: phosphatidylinositol 3-kinase complex. The record is from RefSeq and is a predicted model, not a curated record. Gene Ontology annotation, biological process: insulin receptor signaling pathway; phosphatidylinositol phosphate biosynthetic process. NCBI's taxonomy places the organism in Eukaryota, Metazoa, Chordata, Actinopteri, Chaetodontiformes, Chaetodontidae. Gene Ontology annotation, molecular function: protein binding; 1-phosphatidylinositol-3-kinase regulator activity.
AGCAGGCUGCCUGUCUGCCGGACCAGCCACGCCGUCCGUCUGUCCUGACGGGCUCCACGGAUGUCUGGGCUCGCACUGCGGGGUUCAGGUAGUGUCGAAGCGGCGGAGGACCCGAGCUCGUCCGGGCAGCUUGAGCGUUUGCAGGAGCGUCUGUCUGCGUCAGGAAGCUGCACCGACAAGAGAGGCGAAGCAGCAGCAUUUCAUCCAGGAGGGUGCACACGAGGACGCGCCGGAUAAGAAGCCAAAUUCUGCACUGCAGUGGAUUUCCUCAGAACCGACCUAUGAACUCCUGUUGCCAUGGCAUCUGACAGUUUCCAGUACCGGGCGCUCUUUGAGUAUAAGCGGGAGCGCGGCGAUGACAUCAGCCUCCAGCAGGGCGACCUGCUCACCGUCUCCAAGGCCUCGCUGAUGGCCGUACCAGGGCUGGACUACCAGGACGGGGACGAGCGGACCCCCAAAGGCUGGCUGCACGGCACCAACGAGAGGACCAAGGAGAAGGGAGACUUUCCGGGGACGUUUGUGGAGUACGUCGGGGCGGUGAGGGUCGGCCCUCCUGCGGCUAAAUCCUGGCCCAGACCUGUGCCACCGACCCCCGGGGGGCCACAGACGGCUGUAGGGGUUCAGCCUCCCGGAGCAGCUGCUGCUUCAGGCGUGGAGGCGGAGCUUCUGAGCGAGGCGGCUCCUGUGGUUGUUUGGAGACUCAUCGAGGCCGUCGAGAAACACGGUUUGAACACUGAGUCUCUGUAUCGGACUCCUCCGGCCUCUGGUGGACCUGCAGAGCUCCGGCAGGCUCUCGACUCGGAUCCGGGCUCAGUGGAUCUGGACCAGCAUGACGUGGUUUCGCUGACUGACGCUCUCAGAGGUUUCCUGCAGGAUCUGCCCGCCCCCAUCAUCCCUGCCACCGUCUACAGCGAGCUGGUCUACACUGCUCAAGAGAGUCAGAGUGUGGAGGAGUGCGGGGAGAGGCUGAAGAGGAUCCUGGAGUCUCCCAGCAUCCCUCAGGCCAACCACCAGCUCCUGGUCCACCUCAGCAGACACCUGGCCCGGGUCAGCCAGCACAGCCAGGCCGGUCCCCGCCUGCUGGGACAGGCCUUUGCCGAGGCCGUCUUCAAGCACUCUCCUCUCAGUGCGGACGUGAACCCGGAGCAUCACGUCAGGAUCUUGGAGGCUCUAAUCACGACCGGAGGCCUGAUGGAGAUGCAGGCUGCACCAGCCCUUCCUCCGAAGCCGGCGAAGCCCCAGCAGCCCUCCUCUGUGGGGGUGGGAGGGGGCGGCAGCAACGGCGCCAAGGACGGAGGAGCGGGAGGCUCCCUGCAAGAGGCUGAGUGGUACUGGGGAGACAUAUCCAGGGAGGAGGUGAACGAUAAGCUCAGAGACAUGCCUGAUGGGACCUUCCUGGUUCGGGACGCCUCCACCAAGAUGCAGGGCGACUACACGCUCACACUGAGGAAAGGGGGCAACAACAAGCUGAUAAAGAUCUACCAUCGGGACGGGAAGUACGGCUUCUCCGACCCCCUGACAUUCGGCUCGGUGGUGGAGCUCAUCAGCCACUACAGACACGAGUCUCUGGCUCAGUACAACACCAAGCUGGACGUCAAGCUCAUGUACCCCAUCUCCCGCUUCCAGCAGGACCAGCUGGUGAAGGAGGAUAAUAUCGACGCUGUGGGGAAGAAGCUGCAGGAAUACCACAAUCAGUACCAGGAGAAGAGCAAAGAGUACGACAGACUGUACGAAGAAUACACCAAGACGUCACAGGAGAUCCAGAUGAAGCGGACGGCCAUCGAAGCCUUCAACGAGACCAUCAAGAUCUUCGAGGAGCAGUGCCACACGCAGGAGCGCUACAGCAAGGACUACAUCGAGCGCUUCCGCCGCGAGGGCAACGACAAGGAGAUCGAGCGGAUCAUGAUGAACUACGAGAAGCUCAAGUCUCGGCUCGGGGAGAUCCACGACAGCAAGGUGCGGCUGGAGCAGGACCUGAAGACGCAAGCCAUGGACAACCGCGAGACGGACAAGAAGAUGAACAGCCUGAAGCCCGACCUCAUACAGCUCCGCAAGAUCAGGGACCAGUAUCUAGUCUGGCUCAAUCACAAGGGAGUUCGUCAGAAACGAAUUAACGACUGGCUGGGAAUCAAGAAUGAGAACACCGACGAAGGCUACUUCGUGAGUGAGGAGGAUGAGAACUUGCCUCACUACGACGAGAAGAGCUGGUUCGUCGGGGACCUGAACAGGACGCAGGCGGAGGAGCUGCUCCUCGGGAAGCCGGACGGAGCGUUUCUCAUCCGAGAAAGCAGCAAAAAGGGCUGCUACGCCUGCUCUGUCGUCGUCGAAGGCGAGGUGAAGCACUGCGUCAUCUACAGCACGCCGCGCGGCUUCGGCUUCGCCGAGCCCUACAACCUGUACAGCAGCCUGAAGGACCUGGUGCUCCACUACCACCAGGCCUCCCUGGUGCAGCACAACGACUCGCUCAACGUGCGCCUCGCUUACCCCGUCUACGCACAGAUGCCCUCCGGACGCAGAUGAACCCCACCCGCCCAGCCACAGCCCCACAUAGACAACAAACCAACCUCCUCUUGGGGAAGGGAGAGAAGGAAGGAAGGAAGGAAGGAGGGAGGGGGGAUUGGUUGAAAUACAAAGCAACCCCAACACCAGACCCGAUAACGAUAGAAACGAAUUAACACUUGCUGCAACACACACGUCAGCCACCUUGGAGUUUUAUAUUUUUACAAGAACAAUUUCGGAGGGCAUUCUUUCUAAAGACUGCUUGAUUUGCACAAGGAAGUUUUAAAUGUUUGUGAAUGUGAAAAAAGUGACUGAAGGAAGGAAGGAAACGGAGUAGGAGACUUCAGAGUUUCAGGUUGACCCCGCUGCUACCUAAACUCCAGCUCAGACUUUUAACCAGAAACUCAAAAAAACCACACGAAUGACGACGAAGACGACAACGAAACAUUCCCAUUUUAACCCCUCUUUUCUGUUCUUUUGAUUUUCCACCUCAGAUAUUCUAUAUUAUGGCCUUUUUGUUUGUUUCUGGAGUCGUUUUCAUGUUUCAGGCGUUUCCUUUUGUUUACUUGUGACUUUGUUUGUGGUGAAUGAACGAGGAGAUGAUGUCAAGUGUCUGUUCUGUCCCUCUCCGUACGAAAAGCAAAAAUAAUGUAGCAUAAUGAGACAACGGACACUGACUUUACCAGGUGUUCCUCCAUGUAGACUGCUGCUG